AUUAGAGUGCAACGAUACAGAAUACGAAAAAAGCCGGGCUCACCGCGGAGGCUGUGACUGGCUGUCCAUCUGUUACUGUAACUUAGCUGCUGGAUGAAGCACCAGUUCACUUCACUUUUCAUCGAUAAGGGAAAUUACAAGCGAUAACCAACAACGUACAUGAUGGUGUUUACUUACAUACUGCUGGCAUUUGCUUUCUUCUGCACAGGGCUGUCUGUGAAAAUUAUCCAGCCAUGUGACAAGCAUAUGUUUGAAAGCAAUGUUCACAUCUGCCGCUCCGUUUUUAACAAGAGCAUGGAGACAAGCGGCUAUCAUGAAAGAUGCACAUGGCCGGCUGUAAAACGCAUCUACAAUACACUGAAGCUUUGUGUGGAUCACUGGGCAAAUACUUCUUUGUGUCGGAGUCGGGGGUCUCUGGUGGAUGACUUCUUCCAGGAGGUCCAUCAGAAGUACUUUGCGUCCUGUGGACAGGUCCAUGACCCUCCACUCACUACUCUGAUCAUGCUAAUAGCGCCAGGUGUCAUUGCCACGCUUUUCCUGCCCCUUCUGUGUAUGAAACUGACUACAAGGGAAUAGAGAUGUCUAUUGCUGACAAACGGACAACGGAGUAGGUUUUAGUUGCUGUUGAGUCAUGAGUCACAAGUUCACUCGUUAUGAAGUGUAAAUACAAAAGCAGUCGAAGUGUAUUCUGUAUUCAGAUGCGUUUGUUGUAAAUUGUGUAACUGGUUCAGCUCAGAUCAACUCUAUUUGCCUCGGAUUGGGGAAGUCGGUUUUCCACUUCAAAUAGUACCACAGGAAAUGCCAAACCUUGCCGCAUCAAUUGUAACGAGACGUGUGAUGAAAGAAGAAGAAUGGAGAACAAGGCUCUAAAAUUAUGUUAUUUUUCAUAAUAUUACGACAUUACUCUCAUAAAAUUACAAAUUUUUCUGGUUAGAUUGCAACUUUUUUCUCUUAAUAUUUUGACUUUAUUCUUGUAAAAUUACUCCUGAUUUUUUCUGUCUUUUUUUUUUUUGUUUUAUUGUGAAAUUGUAUUUGUACAAUGUGCCGUGGGCAUCAUAGUUAUUAAACACAUUUUAAAUUCAGUUUUACACAUUAAGAAACAAAUUCCAGGCAUACACUACACCUACACCUGCUCACAAAACAUCUUGACUUCCCCCUCAGGUAGCGACAUCAAACCCCUGUCUAUUUAAGUUAACAAAAAAUAAUGAAUUAUCUCAAAUUUAUAGCAGAGCAGAGAAAUACACAAAUAUACAAGGCCAUGAACUGAAUAUAUACCAGGGGUCCUUGUAUUUUCUUUUAACCUUUGUAAGUGUUAACAAAACCACGACUGGCUCUAACAACUGUAGUUUUGGCCAAAUGAAUCAAAUGUCAUUUUGAGAAUCGCAGCACUUAAACUCCUGUUUUUUGUAUUAUAUAUUCAGAUUUGUCUAAAAUAUUUUGAGAUCCCAAUAGAUACUGUAUAAACUGUAUGACCCGUAGCAUUUCAGUAUUCCACUGUGGGGCUUUUUUGUGUUCUCUUUUUUUGCAUUGCCCGAUGUCAAUACCAUAUAUCAAGAAGCCACACGUGACAGUUUGACAUUUGUUACAGAGCAACACGCAAGCUAUUUAUUCCUGUAGCCCAGGUUUUUAUUUUUAAAUCAAUGUCAAAUGUUGCCUCAUUGCUGGGUGUGUCAUUCUGUACAUCGGCAUAAUAACUAUGCUUUUAAAUUUGGCUCAACUUUUUUUAGUCACUGUAAUGAAAAACCUAACGUGAUAAAACACCCAAACUCUUGAGAUCAUCCAGAACGCGAUGCUUCAAAAUGUUUGCUCUACAGAAAACACUGAGUUUAAGUUGUUGUUGAAGAUUGCCGUUUGUUUUGUUUUUUUUCUGUGAUGUCAGAAAUCACAGCAAAGGAAUAACGCAGACUACGUACUGUAUGUGCUGUAUGAUGUAUGACCUGACAUUGCGAGUUGAAUAAAC
Messenger RNA from Dunckerocampus dactyliophorus (ringed pipefish), 1960 nucleotides. Its product is annotated as receptor activity-modifying protein 1-like. The record is from RefSeq and is a predicted model, not a curated record. Gene Ontology annotation, cellular component: cell surface; membrane; signaling receptor complex. The transcript has 4 exons. NCBI's taxonomy places the organism in Eukaryota, Metazoa, Chordata, Actinopteri, Syngnathiformes, Syngnathidae. The coding region runs from base 160 to 576 and encodes 138 amino acids. Gene Ontology annotation, biological process: G protein-coupled receptor signaling pathway; calcium ion transport; protein localization to plasma membrane. Gene Ontology annotation, molecular function: coreceptor activity.